Brassica rapa (field mustard) is the source of this 3136-nucleotide messenger RNA. RefSeq names its product polyubiquitin 11-like. Gene Ontology annotation, molecular function: protein binding. The record is from RefSeq and is a predicted model, not a curated record. Lineage: Eukaryota; Viridiplantae; Streptophyta; Magnoliopsida; Brassicales; Brassicaceae.
GGCGAUGUUGGUGCUUAUGUCUAUUUUUUUGUUAAAGUUUUCAUAUUUUUCCCGUCUUAUCUUUCUGAUUUAAGCGUCACUUCAGUUACCAUUUGUGUUGAAUUGUUUUAAAUUAUUGGCUGAUUUUCGUUCUCCUCCAUUUCUUGUUAGAACAUGUUUAUUGGACGGUUCUUAGGUUGAGUUCUUAGCAGAAUAUAAAAAAACCGUUUUUUAACUUUUAAUUAAAAAAAUUAAGAACCGGCUCUUAGAGCACAUCCAACGCUGAAACGUUCGACUUGAUAACCAAGGUAGAUUAUUUUAAUAUUUUUACUUUUUUCAGCUUUAAAAAAAAAAAAAUAAAAUAGAUAAAUAAGGGAGCCAAUUGCGGGAUCCCACAUGACGGUGGGACCCGUGCACAGUGAUGAACCUUGCAGAGAGUUAAUCCUUCACUACGAACUUUAAGAGAUUAUUAUGGCACAAUUUCUUAAAUUUUUUAGGUCCCACAUAUUAUAAAAAUCAUUUAGUGCUAAGGAUUUUUUCCUAAGGAGCUGUGUUGGAGCUGUUCUUAAGAACCCCAACUUAAGAACUCUCCAAUAAACAUGCUUUAAGGUUGUAAAAGCAAACCCGAAGAACCUGUCAGCAUCCCAUAGUAUAAUUUGAAAAACUGAAGUAAUUUUUUCUGUAUCUUUAAAAUCAUUGAUGAGCAAAAUAUGGUUUACCAACAUGCAAAAGAAAAGCAUAGAAAUGCUCAGAUAUAAUAUUCAUCAGAGCUGCAUGCCAUGGAAAAGAGUAUUACAUAAAUAUGCCUAGAUCAAUUCAGUUUUCUUUGCAUAUUCUAGAAGCCACAUAUCAUAUUUUUAGUGAUUUUAUAUUAACUCUUUGAGUCCAGAAAGAAAGAAAGAAAAACUAAUUUACCCUUACAGUUUAGUAGAACCGAAUCACGCCCAUCACCGUAGCAAUGUCAUUAAAACUGAAUUUCUUUAACCUAACGUCAAAGCAAACAUCUUAUUGAUCUGAAGAAAGGUUGAAAAAAAAGCUAAAAACAUGUAUCGACACUAAUACGGUCUGUGUUACUUUUAAAAUUGUUGGCAAGCAAUUUGUAAAAUCUCGGAUAAGGCACCGAAGAGGCAUCAGUUUAUUCACAACGGUCUCAAGACUACUUUUUCCAAAAGGCAGUCAAAAGAAUAAAUGAUAUCAUUAUGGGAAAUUGUUACACAAAUAAAUCCCUCCCCCUCCCCAAGGCCCAAACGUCUACAAAAGGAAGCCCUAAGAGUCACGAGAGUAAACAAUUCUUUAAAGAGAAAAAAAAAAACUCCAGUGAAAGUUGGAUCCUCUGGUCUCAUAAUUCGUUUUUGUUUGGCAUUUUGAAAAUUAUCUUGUAUUAAUUUUUUUUAAAAUUCAUCUAGUAAAAUGCAGAGUUCUAUUAAGAUUGUGGAUGGAAACACAACGAUCUGCUUAGACGCCGAUAGCUCCAAAACCAUCAACCUCAAAAUCGACGAAGCUCCAACACGUCCAUACAGUGGACAUGACCUUCCUCAUGGUGAUGUCAUGCAGAUUUCUAAAAUGACUGUUGAUGGAAAGACCACUAUCAACAUAGAGGCGGAUUGCUCCAAAAUCAUCAACCUUAAGAUCAAUGAUGACCCUACCCGAUCAAACGUUCGCAAUUGUCAACUCAUGCAGAUUUUUGUGAAGACUUUUACAGGAAAGUUCAUCUCCUUGAAGUGUGAAGACGUUGACACCAUCAAAAACGUAAAGGCCAAGAUCCAGGGUAAAGAGGGCAUUCCGGUGAACAAGCAGAUGCUGAUCUUUGCUAGCAAACAGCUUGAGGAUGGUUGGACUUUGGCUGACUAUAACAUCAAGAAGGACUCGACCAUUCACUUGAUUCAGCGUCGUUAAGACUUGUGGAGAUGCUGGUGCUUAAUAGUGUUCGUGUUUCUCUCCUUUUUUUGUAAGACUUAUGUUAACUAGUGUAGUUAACACACGCAAAAAUCAAGACUUCUUGUGUCUUGUUUUUAUUAAAUUUUUCAUUUUUUUUUUCUCUUUUCUGGUGGCGAUGUUGGUGGUUGAUGUUGUUCGUGUUUCUUGUCUUGUUUUUGUUAAUGUUGUUAUGUAUUUUUUUUUGCUAAGACCUACGUUCACUAGCGGAGUUAACAAAUUAAAAAUCAAGACAUUUUGUGUCUUGUUUCUGUUAAAGUUUACGUUAGUUUUUUUUUCUUGUCUUACUUAAUUUUCCCAUCAAUCUAUAUGGUGAUUUUCUUCAUUUAGUUCAAACCCAAAAUCACACACCAAUCCAUUGGAUAUCUCGUGUGUCGUUGAUGUCUUACCUCAGCGGCUCAGCCCCAUCAUAGUGUCAUCUACGUGGUUAGCUUAGCUUCCUUGACGAAUAGAGCAGAGUUGUUGUUGAUAAACGCAGAAGAGAUGUCAGGAGUAAGUGGAACUUGAUCACUCCAUCCAAACUCAGAACAACCGAUUGAGUUACAACCCUGGUCUGAGCUAAAAUACUGAUGACACCCAUUACCACCAAACUGAUUGUUGUUGUAUUUACAUUUAGUUUAAGUUAUUGGGCAUUUAAAUUGGAGGGCUUUUAACGUAUAUUCAAUAUUGUAAGCAGGUCCUAAAGUAGGUAUUCACACGUGACUAAAUCGAUUCACAUAUCUCCAGAUCAAGGUUUGUCUACGUCCAUACAUAAACAAAUAUCUCCAUGUCUGAAAACAAAUCGAAUCAUAAAGUGUUUUUCCACGAAGUAUAUAUAUUCUAUCCACUUCAUAUCCGUCACGCCGAGAUCCGAUCUAAAUAUGAUAUUGCAAAAAUCAUAGUUGGUUCUGGUUUGUGAAUAUGACUAUUUAAAAAAUUGAUUGUCUCAUUAAUCCAAGUUCAACUGCAAACAGUCUAACAUUAUUAAUUAUACAUAUAUUCCCUCCGUUUUUAAUAUAAAUCGUUUUAAAAUUAUGCACAUAAAUUAAAAAAAUCAUUAAUUUUUUAUAUUUUAUAAACAAAAACAUCAUUAAUUAUUUAUCUAACCACAAAUUAAUCAAUAAUAAAAUAAAAGAUAUAUUAUCAUUGGUCAUAUAACAUUAAGUGUUAAUAAAUUUUACAACGAAAACCGAAAACGUCAUGUAAUUUGGAAAUGUAAAAAAUUCUCUAAAACGACUUAUAU